Messenger RNA from Funneliformis caledonium, 1425 nucleotides. Lineage: Eukaryota; Fungi; Glomeromycota; Glomeromycetes; Glomerales; Glomeraceae. The record is from the annotation of a GenBank genome assembly.
AUGACAGCUUCAACUUCAGUUUCAGAUGUCAUUAAUCCAUCUUUACAAGCUAAAGAAAGUCGCAAGCAUGAUUAUGAACAAGUUGAAGAUAAUCCCGAUGAACUUAACAUAAUGGUUGAAAAAUCGAGUGCAUCGGAAGACCAAGAAGUUGCAUUAAUAACACCGAAUACGCAACGAAAAACGACUGUACAUAAAAAUCUAUCUAAUCGAAAAUGGUUCGUUUUAACAUCAUUUUCACUUCUUUCGUUUUCCAAUGCGGUACUUUGGAUCACUUUUGGACCAUGUCUUUACAUUUUCAUGGAACAUUAUCAGCAAACGCCGUCAACUAUAAACGCAUUAGCUACAGUAUUUAUGAUAAUAUAUCCUAUAUUAUUAAUCCCUGUCCUCAAUAUAUAUGACAAAUGGGGCUUACGACAGGGAAUUCUCGUCGGUGCAUUUUUAAAUGCUUUUGGAACUUUCUUAAGAUUCAUGGGUUCUUUUGGACCAUCCGGGUUUUGGUUAUUAUUUUUGGGUCAGACAAUUGCAGCCAUUGCCGGAGUUUUUAUUUUGGGAGUUCCCCCAAAAUUAGCAAACACUUGGUUUGAAUUUGGGGAACAGAAUCUAGCAACUGGAAUUGGGGUUACAGCUAAUAAUGCUGGAAUUGCUGUUGGGUUUUUAUUAUCGCCAUGGUUUAUUAAACAAGCCACGGCAAAGGACGAUAUCCCCAAAUAUUUAUUAAUACAAUUUGGUGCCUGUUCACUUAUAUAUUUGAUCUGUGUUACAUCUUUUACAUCCGAAUCUAAUUUAUCUCAAAGUAAACCAAAUCGUAAAGCCACGACAACACUUUCGACGAUAUAUGCUUUCUGCACAGAUAAAGUAUUUAUGUUACUUGCAACUUCAUAUGGGUUAACCGUUGGGGCAUCAUUUGCUGUGAGCACUUUAUUAGCACAAAUUGUAGUUCCUGUCUUCAGAGUGUAUGAUGAGUCUCAAAUUGGAUUCUUGGGAUUCCUUAAUGUGGUAGCUGGAAUGGUUGGAUCUGUUCUAAUUGGAAUUUAUCUUGAUCGCACAUUCGCAUACAAACGAUCUUGUCGUACAUUAUAUAUGAUCACAUUUCUUUCGCUAUUUGCCUUCAUUAUAGCUUUGAAGAUAAAAAGUAUGCCUUUACUAACAGUUUCAUGCAUGUUCUUUGGAAUAUCUUCAUUUGCAAUAACUCCGGCACUAUUCCAAUAUGUGCCAGUAAUUACUUCCAGUCGUCUAGGAGAAGAUGAGAUCACAAGCACAGGAAUUCUAAAUUCUGUAGUACAAAUAUGUGGCAUCUUACUUGUUGUCUUGAUGGACGCUACUGAAAAUGUCGAUCAGCAGUUUACAAUGGAAUUAUCUUGUUGGUUGUUACUUGCCAUUGUAUUUAUAGGCAUAAUAUUGAUUUGGCUAGUUAAAGAAGAUUAA